AGAAGAUUUCCCAAACAGUGAUGGCUGCUCUUUCAGCGUCCAUGUGGCUUCGAGGGUAGAGAAUUCAAACAAAGCUUUACAUCAGUGUAUAAAAUAAAGAGUUCAUCGGUGACGUUCUAAGCAGCUCUACGAAGGAAAAUGCAGCACGACGACUAACUAAACUUACGACAGUAAACGACACCAAGCUCCCAUCUCCUUCCUGCAGGUGAUCUGGGACAUCGUUGGAAACAAGCAAUUCUGCUCCUUUAAAGUGAAGACGAAGACUCAGAACUUCUGUCGUAAUGAAUACAACAUCACAGGGAUGUGCAACCGUUCGUCCUGUCCUCUGGCCAACAGCCAGUACGCCACCAUCAAAGAGGAGAAAGGUCAGUGUUUCCUCUAUAUGAAGGUGAUUGAGAGAGCAGCGUUUCCUGCUAAGAUGUGGGAGAAGGUGAAGCUUAGUAAAAACUAUGAGAAAGCUCUGGACCAGAUUGAUGAGAACUUGAUAUACUGGCCUCGGUUCCUCAGACACAAGUGUAAACAGAGAUUCACCAAAAUCACCCAGUACCUUAUUCGCAUGCGCAAACUCGUCCUCAAGAGACAGAGGAAGUUGGUGCCUCUUAGUAGGAAGGUGGAGCAGAGAGAAAAAAGGAAGGAGGAGAAAGCUCUGAUGGCUGCUCAGCUGGACAACGCUAUAGAGAAAGAGCUGCUGGAGAGACUGAAACAGGGAACGUAUGGAGACAUUUAUAACUUUCCCGUCCACGCCUUUGACAAAGCUCUGGAGCAGCAGAAUGAAGAAAGUGAGUCGGAAGAGGAGGAGGAGGAAGAAGAAGAAGAAGAAGAUGUUGGCAGCAGAGAGUUUGUUGCAGAUGAUGAGGUGGAGGAGAGCGACCUGAGCGACUUCGAGGACAUGAACAGACUUAAGACGAGCAGCGACGAGGAGGAAGAGGAGGCUAGUGAAGAAGAGGAGAUGGAGGUGCAGAUGACGAAGUUGUCCAGGUCCAAAGGCAAAGCUCCAGCAAAAGGCUCGGCAGCGAGGAAGAAACGAGCGUACGUGGAGAUUGAAUAUGAGCAGGAGACAGAACCCGGCCCUAAGAACAGAACCACGUAGGAACUCGUCUGUCGAUCAGAACUGUGACAGCGGGACACCCUGAGGACGGAAUAUAUUGUUUCAGUCUUCUGUUUGGUUCUGUUGGUCCAUCUUUCUACCAGUCUUUUUUCAUCCAUCCAGUAUCUGAUACACUCUUCUCCUGAAGAGACAAAUGGUUUAUUUCUAAACACAAUUGACCUAAAUCAGUGAAUCUGCUUUAAUGUUUAGUACCUGCUUAUUCUGCUGGAAAAUAACACAAUCCCAGGAUUAAGGCACAAUUUGGAUCCGAGAAUAAAAUUGAAAUGUUCUGACCGCA
Betta splendens (Siamese fighting fish) is the source of this 1385-nucleotide messenger RNA. RefSeq names its product MAK16 homolog (S. cerevisiae) (gene mak16). Gene Ontology annotation, cellular component: nucleolus; preribosome, large subunit precursor. Bases 302 to 1090 code for a protein of 262 amino acids. Lineage: Eukaryota; Metazoa; Chordata; Actinopteri; Anabantiformes; Osphronemidae. The transcript has 10 exons. The record is from RefSeq and is a predicted model, not a curated record. Gene Ontology annotation, biological process: maturation of LSU-rRNA; maturation of 5.8S rRNA.